This is a messenger RNA of Desarmillaria tabescens, 894 nucleotides long. RefSeq lists its product as uncharacterized. Gene Ontology annotation, molecular function: ATP binding; protein kinase activity. The coding region runs from base 1 to 894 and encodes 297 amino acids. Gene Ontology annotation, biological process: protein phosphorylation. The record is from RefSeq and is a predicted model, not a curated record. NCBI's taxonomy places the organism in Eukaryota, Fungi, Basidiomycota, Agaricomycetes, Agaricales, Physalacriaceae. The transcript has a single exon.
AUGUCGACCUCAACGGAAGUCCCUAGCCUAAAGAGCACGUACUACGCCGGGGCCUCCUUGCAGCUGUAUUCUCAUGCGCCGCCUGAACGUCCUGCGAAUGAACGGUGUUCCUACCAGAAGGAUGCGCUGCGCAUGAUUCGGAUUGAAGAUCGCCUGAAUACCUUCAUAGCUCGUCGAGUUCCCAUUCCUUCCAUACCCGCCAAUGUCUCCAUUAUCCUCGACAAACGGCUCCUUUCCAGCACUCGACGUAUUCCCCACGUCUGGACAGCACAUGUCCAGGAUUCAUCGCCAAACACCAGAUACCCGCCAACCAUAGUCGCAAAAAUAUACGAUCCCGUUUAUUUUGACUCGGGAGAGGCAGAGUUCUUUGAUCCAUUUGCCCUCCGCGACUUAACCGUCUCACGGGAGACAGAGGCAUAUCGACGUUUAAGGCAUCUUCAGGGAACGAAAAUCCCACGUUUCUACGGGCAUUUUGUAGCACCCCUACCUACUCAGGGCGAGAGAACUGUCAAUGUCUUACUGUUGGAGUACAUCCAUGGCAGGGAUUUACGAGAUCUUGUUCCCCAGGAAAAGGCGGAGAUGCUGUGUAGCUUACACAAAAACGCCCUCAUCGACGCGGUUCUCCGUCUACAUUUCGGCAUUUGUGCAUUGGGGGUGGUGCAGAACGACAUGCAGCCUAGGAACAUGAUCUUGCGAUGUGCUAGGUGCCGUGAUGCACCAUUUUGCUCGACGGAGGGAUGUCCAUUGCUAUCUGAGGCAGACUGUGAGGAUAUGCAGAUGGUGAUGGUAGAUUUUGAGGUAGUGAAUUUCGGAGAGCCGGAUAGCGAGAUCAGUAAUCAUAUACCGGUGGAGACCCUGGUCGAGAAGGCGAAGCCAAAGUAUCUCGAAAGGUAG